ACAGCAAAGCAAAAAAUCGUGAGGUUCGAUUUGAGCCCCAGUUGCAAGUGAAAAUAACAUUAAUUGUUUACAUUUAAUGCGCAUGAAAGUUGUUCCGUAAAUUUUGUAAUUAAAUGCACAAUUCGGGCAACUAGGGAACGGUAAAGUAAGGCGAGCAUCCUUUACGCUCGGGUGGCAGCAAAGGUAAAUGCAAUGAGCAGUUCCGGAUUCGUCAAAUCCGAAACCGACGGAAAGCGCCCAUCCAAUAACAAGAAUGGCGAUUGGACUUGUCCGGAGCUCGAUUGUAAGAAUCUAAAUUUUGCCCGGAGAAACCAGUGCAAUCGGUGCGGUAAGGAGCGUCCGAACAGUGGCUCCAAGAAUGGGUCUACGGCUAGCGAUUCCGACGGUGGCGGCAGCAGUAGCGCUGGAGGGAAAAAGAAAGUUGGUACCGAGAUCGGUAAGGCAGCGGCAGAGAAAUCGCGCGGACUGUUCAGCGCCGAAGACUGGCAAUGCAAUAAAUGCGCUAACGUGAAUUGGGCACGGCGUCACACAUGCAACAUCUGCAGCGCUCCUCGGUUUUGUGACGUGGAAGAACGGACUGGCUACGGUGGCGGUUAUAAUGAUCGAGGUGUUGUCGAAUACAAAGACCGCGUAGAAUCCGAUGAUGAGUACGAUGAGUUUGGGCGCCGAAAGAAAUCGAAGGGCAAAUCAAAGGAUCAGGGCACUCGCCCAGCUCAAAGGCGAAGAAGUAGUGAUUCCGAAGAAGAGGCCGAUCAAAGGAAACAUGUCCGAAGAGACGUACAGAAGCGUAAACCUGCGGACGACGAUUCGUCUGACAAAGGCAAUGAGGAUGACGACGAGGAAGAGGAAGACGAGGACGAUGAAGACGAGGGCAAUGAGGAUCUUUCCAAGUACGAUCUAUGGGGAUCAGACGAAGAAAUGGCUGCCAAACCGGCUCCCAAAGUUUCAAACGCCACCAACCACAAACAAGCUGCUCAUCGUCAUCGCUCACGGUCAAACUCACGUUCGAGGUCGCCCAGCCUAGACCGCAGAAGGCGGUCGAGUGAUCAGCGUUCUUCUUCAAAAUCGACCGCCUCAUCGACUAGUCACGGACGAUCCGACACGAAGCGCUCCAGCGCAUCCCGUCGCCAUGGUCGGUCACGUUCACGUUCGUACUCACGUUCCCGGUCACGCUCACGAUCGCGAUCACCACGAUCCUAUCGCCGUAAUAAGGACAGAAGACGUUAAGGCAUUUGUUGUGCUUACUUGUUUGCUAAGCAGGACUCAAUAAUGAAGGCAAAUAAAUGUGUAAAUUUUAGAGUGAAAUGUU
Messenger RNA from Anopheles maculipalpis, 1309 nucleotides. RefSeq names its product zinc finger Ran-binding domain-containing protein 2. The transcript is spliced from 3 exons. Lineage: Eukaryota; Metazoa; Arthropoda; Insecta; Diptera; Culicidae. The coding region runs from base 193 to 1227 and encodes 344 amino acids. The record is from RefSeq and is a predicted model, not a curated record. Gene Ontology annotation, molecular function: RNA binding; lipopolysaccharide binding. Gene Ontology annotation, biological process: RNA processing.